Messenger RNA from Laccaria bicolor S238N-H82, 1011 nucleotides. Its product is annotated as mitochondrial 54S ribosomal protein YmL9. Gene Ontology annotation, cellular component: mitochondrial large ribosomal subunit; ribosome. Gene Ontology annotation, molecular function: structural constituent of ribosome. The record is from RefSeq and is a predicted model, not a curated record. NCBI's taxonomy places the organism in Eukaryota, Fungi, Basidiomycota, Agaricomycetes, Agaricales, Hydnangiaceae. Gene Ontology annotation, biological process: translation. The coding region runs from base 8 to 955 and encodes 315 amino acids. The transcript is spliced from 5 exons.
AUCACACAUGCUCAAACUAUGGUCGACCAGCAAGCCACGGCCGGCAACCCUCUUACUAGUUAACAACCUACAUUCUUCGAUCGUUUCAAACGCGGCCAGCACCUCGACUUCCUUGAACGUGGCCCCCAAAUGGACGCCAAAUUCCAUUCGAACAGGUGUUAUUGCUCGAAAACGGGGAAUGACCGCACUUUGGAACGACCAAGGUGUCCGUUAUCCUGUGACCGUGCUCCAGCUUGAAAAUUGUCAAGUCACUGCAAACAUACGGUCCACUCGUAGAAACCAUACGGAAUACCACGCUAUACAAGUUGCAGCGUCAGAUAAGCCGGCCAAAGGUACUACAAACCAAAUGCUCGGACAUUUUCGGAAAGCUGCUGUACCUCCAAAGCGAAUUGUCAGGGAAUUCCCCAUAACACCGGACGCUCACAUCCCAGUUGGUACGACUCUGUCUGCCGUUCAUUUUGUGCCUGGGCAGUUCGUGGAUGUAGUUGCCAAUUCUAUCGGGAAAGGUUUUCAAGGUGGCAUGAAAAGAUGGGGAUUCCAUGGAUUGGCCGCGAGUCACGGUGUGUCCGUUUCACAUCGAUCCUCUGGUUCAACAGGUCAGCAUCAGGAUCCUGGCAGAAUUUUUCCUGGAAAAAAAAUGGCUGGACAUAUGGGAAAUAAGCGUAUCACGACUCAGAAUUUAGCGGUUGUUCGGGUGGACACUGCUCUGGAUCUUAUCUUCGUGAGAGGUGCUGUACCUGGAGUGGACAAUGCCCAUGUCCUUAUCCGUGAUGCGAAGAAGAAGAUGCAGGCUUUGAGUCGGCAUAAUCAAGCCAAGGGACUCUAUGAGAAGGUGCUACCGAAGGGCGUGGAUGACCUCCCGUUCCCCGCAGGGACAGCAGAGAUCGCUAAAAAAUUGCCACCUAUCAUUGAUGCACCGUCGUAUCGUAGAAGCCCCUUCAUCCCUCAGGAAUAGUAGAUAUAUUUUGGAUCGAGUAAUAGCCAAGAAAUAUAAUAUACCUAUAGGACGCG